Molecule: messenger RNA, 5339 nt
Organism: Gopherus flavomarginatus (Mexican gopher tortoise)
Lineage: Eukaryota; Metazoa; Chordata; Testudines; Testudinidae
Product: meiosis-specific coiled-coil domain-containing protein MEIOC-like
Exons: 5
Coding region: 56-736 (226 amino acids)
Biological process (GO): female meiosis I; mRNA stabilization; meiotic cell cycle
Cellular component (GO): cytoplasm; nucleus
Source: RefSeq, a predicted model, not a curated record
ACUGCUUUACAAAAUAGAAAUUUUCAUUCACCUUACCGUGGACAUACAUGGCUGGAUGGUAAAAUCGCCUCCAAGAAAUCGCAGUGGACCUGCUAAUGAGCUUCAUAUUCGAUUGGAGGAGUGUUACGAACAGUGGAGAGCUCUGGAGAAGGAGAGGAAAAAGACUGAAGCUGAUCUUGCAAGAAACUUUCCAGGAAAGCGGGUAUCUAGCUCAAAUAACACUCCUGUUUCCCGACUUCCUGCUAACCCUUCACGAGUGGAUCGUUUGAUUGUGGACCAGUUACGGGAACAGGCUAGAGUGUUCACCUUAAUAGGAAAAAUGGAAAGGCUUCGCAGUACUCCUGUCCAUAAGAAUAUAUCCAAAAGUCUGGAACAUCAUUUAGAAGCCAUUCAUGUUACACAAGCGAGACGGAAAGAUGAGAUUGUUAAUGCUGCCAAUCCACAGAGACAAGGAGCACCUCGCUAUAAUAAUGAAAAAGAUGUUCUUGCUCUGGCAGCUGCCAUUAAAGAGUUAGCUGUUUCCACACGCAAGGCUCGUACUGCUUUAUGGUGUGCACUGCAGAUGACUCUACCAAAAACCUCCUUAAGCACUCCAGUGAAACAGGAGGAGGUCGAAAGGGCAUUGCAAGAGCUUUGUCCAGGAAACACGAGCACACAAGAAAAAAAUAGUGCAGAUCCUGAAGACAAGGGAAGCAAAAAAGAAAAACACGAGGAACCCAUACAGAUUUCUGAAUAACUGUGCAGGGGGGGAAGAAAAAGGAAGAAAGUGAAUUGCAUUGGGCUAAGGAGAACUUUUUUGCUAGGUUAUCAGAAAAAAUAAGGAUGACUCUACUGAUCAGUGCUGCAAUUUUAUUACUGUGAUUCUGGUGUUGACAAAUAUUUCUUGUAAUAGUGUUAUUGCAGUUUUAAUAUUGCUGGUAUUGCAGUAUCUUCUAAGUAAGAUAAAGAUUUUAUUAAUAAGGGGAACUGGGCAAUAGCUGACCAUUUUCUUGACCACUUAGCCAAAGCUAUGUAUCAGCUGUGACUCAAGCCAUGAUCUGAGUGGCUAAGCUAAUUUUGAUUCUUUUCUCCAUUUGUUCAUUAUAAAAUUUAGCAUACUUUAGAAAUGUCAUUUUAAAGGAUAUUUCAUAAUUAUUGGGGUUUUUGCACAAUUAUGUAUUCUUUUAAGUGCCAGAAUGAUUGCUAAAUAAUGUAAUUGUUUGUACUGUCACUCAACACUGAAUAGUCCACACUUCUGCUUUGUUAUUGUGACAGGGUGUCAAAUCUUUCAGCUAAUUACCAAGAGUCUGACUGGAAAAAUCAGAGUUUAAUGUUAGUUACAUGACGUGCUUGUUCAGCCAAUGAAAAGUUAACCAGCUGGACUAAUCUGAACCAAAAGUUUCCCUCGUAUAAUCCUUGUGACAAAAUUUUUACAUAAUAAAUAAAUGAAGAACUAAUUUAAGGAAUUUUUAGAGUUGCAGUACAUUGCAUUAAAAUACUUAUUGGUAGUUAACAUAAAAUUGUCACUCAGAUUUUGAAAUUAGAUUUACUGAUGCCUCAUGGUUAAAAACAGCAAAGUAUGCACUUAAUGAAAAAUUACAUGGUAAUUAAUGUUUAUGGUACUUUAAUUUUCAGAAACAUUCCAUAUUUAUUUUAAUAUUUUGAUUAAAUGUUUAUUUAAAAUUCUAUUUUAAUAAUAUACAGUUGGGUCUUUUGCCAAACCUUCCUAAUAAUCAGAUUUAAUGAUUUACUCAGGAACUACGUAUAUUAUAUAUAAAUAUACACACAGUACAGUAUAUAGGGGUUUUUUGAGGGGUAGGGAUGUUUGCAAGAUAUUUACACAAAGCUCACUAUACUAGGUUACCAAAGCUGUUUAACUGAUUUGUUUUAGCAUGAGAAGAUUUCAUAUGUUUAGCUGCUAUUACUAGUCUUCAUCCGGUGGCUUAGACAAUCAGAAGUGUUACGUGUCAAUAUGAAUGUACAGAGUGAGAAUUAGAAAACGAUGAAUAAUUCAUAUUUUCAUCUUAUCACACUACUUAUGAGAAUUUUAAUGCUUUAUCAAUCGUGUCUUAAAGUUAGAUUGUCUUUCAAAAUGUACUAAUUUCCGAGUAUGUUCUUAGGUGUUAGUAUAUUGAUGAAUGGCUUUGGAGAGCAGUUCUUGUUUUAAAAAAGAAUUAUGUUGAGGGCAGGAGAAAAAGUUCAUAGACUUAAAAUGUAGAUUUAUCUGUGUUUCAUUAUGUUAUGAUGUUGAAUUCGACACUUUGUUGAUAAAUAUAUAAUUCUGUUUGCAUAUACAUGUACUUGCUAAAUAUUCCAAACAGUCUGUAAUUUUGGACCUGUGAAUGUUUCUAGAACAUCUGUAGUCUUUUAUAGUUCUUUUAGUACCAAUAUAGUACCAGUGGUAGUACCAUUGUUAAUGGUAAUGAGGUGAUGAGUGCAUCAUUUUGUAAAAUAGGAAGUCACUAAAGCCUCAUUUUUAUCCACUGAUUAAACAAAGAAAUCAUUAGAAGGCAGAAUCUUAUUAAAAGUAUGCUCCACUUUUUCUAAAGAAAAUUUAAUCAGUUUCAACGGAUAUUUUUAAGCCUUAGUCUAAAACUAAAAAUUGGUAGUGAAGAGAAUUAUUUUAGUGCUGUGUGAGUGUAUUUUCUGUGUGUGUGCGCACAAUCUGUUUGCACUAAUAUCUGAAGGUCAGAUGUGUUUUUGUGAAACUAUAGUUAGUGGUUUGAAAAAUUUUCAGAGUUUACAGUAUUUGAAUUGUGGAUGGAAGUUAAGUUUUUGAGUUAUGAUUACUAUGUUAACAGGAAAUAGAAUUUGAAAUGCAUUGAUUUCAGAACUUGAUUUGCAUUUCUGUUUACAGAAUAAUUGUAGUCUUGCAGGAUUGUUCUGUAGUGUUGAAUGUAUUGGGUAUAUUAGGUCCUUAUUGUAUUGUUUGUAUGUAAGUUACUGUGAAGGAAUGUGAUCUUAAUCAGUUCAUAAUAUAGUUAAUGUGCCUUUAAAAGUUUUAUUUUUCAAAAAUGGUAAGUAACUGUGUAUGCUCACUUCAGCUUUCUAUUGCAAUUUAAUAAUACAUUUAAAGGGGUUAAAUGUAGCUACAUUUGACUGUAGCUAACAUAGCAUAUGGUAUUAGUUUUUUUUCUUGAAUAAUAUUUGAUUGUCCAGUUAUGGACUCUUUAACAUAUAAGGCACCAUAGCUGUUGAGAGUUGCCACAAGUCAAAUGUAUUAAUAACAGAGUUUAGUUAUGUUGCCUGCAGAUGCAACUUGUGCACAUUUAAUUGUUUUUGACUUGAUCUGCCUGUAUUCUUAAAAUGCGAACUAUCUGAUGGUCAUCUUAGUAUGAAAAUUUUUCUGCCCAUUUCUUGAAAUACUUCAACAAUUAACAUCAUUGACAUAUAAAAACAAAAAUCCUUUCAAAUAUGUCUUUAAAUGUAAAUGCAUUUGAAAUUAAGGCUAUACAGACAUUGUUCGUGGUCCUGCUUCCAUUGAAGUCAAUAGUUUUGCGAGAUACUGACUUCAGUUGGGUUUACUGUUCUAAAGUCUUAUACUGUUUAACGUUUUGUAUAUACAGGCUUUGCAGUUCAUGUUGAACAUUAGGUACCAAGAAACUCCAGAAACAUAUGUUUUCCCUAACUUAUUGUAAAGUUUUAGAACAUAGUAACAUCUUGGAGUUAGGAGGAAUAGUCUGCUUUCAUUUAAAGCUGAGGAAUGUACCUUCUGUAAGAUGCUUUGGCUGAGUUAAAUCAAUAGGCUUUUGAGAAAUUUGCACCUUGUUUUAUCCUGAUUUGCCUGGAUAGAAAUACAGCCUUAACCAUGUUAAGAUCUUGAUUCGUUUCUUGUGCAGUUUUAUCUUUCUCAAUCACCAGCACUUUUCUGUUUUGUGGAAACUUAUAAAUAAUUACAAAAGGAAAAACUGUAUAUCUAUGAAGUUACUUUUUUAUUAUAAAUUGUUUUACAAUUUGCUUUUAAAAAGCACUUUCUUUUUCUUUAGUUUUUUACUUUUUAAUAGUGCAACCAAAUCUGUCAGUUUUAUAGAGUGGUGAGUCAUUUUUCUUUAUUAGCAAUACUACAAUUAAAGGUGCAAAAAAAAGGUGCAUUAUAAUGUACUUAUUUAGCCUUCAUUGUUAGAAGUUGAAAAUGUAUGGAAUAACGUAAUUUUGAGCAACUUUUUUAGAAUUGGAAAAUUGAAACUAUAAUUCCCCUGCUGCUUAUUUGCCAGAUAAGCUUUAUUAAGGAAAUUGUUUGCAUAUAAUAUAUGAACGCUAACUAAUGAGAGCGAGGAUAGACCACUGUCAACUUAAAAAAAUCAAUUCCAGAUAAAGGUUGCUUUCCUUUUUUUACUGUACAAAAUAAAACUGCUCUAAAACUUGUUUAUGCACAGUAAUAAUUUAAUGAACAUAGUUUUUUUCCCACAAAAUUAGGCUAUUUCCGAUAUAUAUGGGAAAGUAAGUUUACUUUUAUUUUUAUGACUGAUAUACAAAGAUUAAUAAUGUCUAUAUUUUAAUAUACUGUUUGGUGUCUGAAGUAUAUCUUUUACAUGUAUGUUGAUCAAUCUCAUUUAAUUAAAAACAAAUUUUACAGUGUUAGUGAAAUAUUACUGAAGAAGACUAUUGUGAGUUAAUCCACUUAGUAGACCCAACAGAAAUGAGUGAAAGUAUACAUUUAACUAAAAGAAGCAAGAUGUCCGUUAAUACUUAAUGAUUAGUCAAUUUAGGCUUAUUUCAGUGAUUCUGUAAAAUAACUGGAUAUUUAAUGAACAUUGCAAAAAUAUCACUUCUACCUCUUGUGUAACACUUAACUUUAAAAAAGGUUGUUUAUACUACACAGAUUUCUGUUGGGACAUACUUUGCUAUUUUAGAAAGUUGAUGCACCUUAGCUAGUGAAUUUGGUGUGCAUUUUUUGUUUUCUGUUAGACAACUCCCUUAUGUGGAACACCAGGAAGCCUUGCGGUUAGAUUGUGUUCACUUGUGUAAAGUAACCUACCAUGCUGUGUACACUUACAUACAGAUUAUAUUAAGAAAAAGGUACAGUAGAAAGAGAUGCUAAGGUUUGUAUUACAUGUAUGAAAGUCACAGAUUUAUGAGAAUCCUGUAAGAAAUCAUGGCCAGUGUAAUUUUCUAGCAUUUUUAAUGUAUGUGAUUGUUUCCUUAUUUAAAUAAUCAGUUGUGUUGUAUGUACGUGGCUAAUAAAUAGUUACAGCUAUUGUUUUAUUCAGUUCAACUCAUGUUACUUAUUAGCUGUUCUUCUAUAUAUGCGGUGUUUCUUGUUUGUUUGGGGGUUUUUUUGUACUUCACUGAAAAGACCUGUUGUAUGUUCUGGACAACACUUACAGUUUUACAAAUAAUUAAAGUAUUUCAUAUUUUAA